This is a messenger RNA of Aspergillus fijiensis CBS 313.89, 672 nucleotides long. RefSeq lists its product as uncharacterized. NCBI's taxonomy places the organism in Eukaryota, Fungi, Ascomycota, Eurotiomycetes, Eurotiales, Aspergillaceae. The transcript is spliced from 2 exons. The annotation marks the transcript as partial. The record is from RefSeq and is a predicted model, not a curated record.
UCGCGCGAGCGCCUGCGGGCUGGGAAAUUCGGGAUCCUCACGCAAUUUCUCUCGUUCUUGGGGGUGGGGGUUGAUGUUGGAGGUGGGUGGGAGAGAAGCGACGAGGAGACCUUCCGUUUCGAGACCAUCACCACCUCGCAAUUCGUGCCCCGUCCUAGCUACGUCCAAGAGAAAUGCAUCGAUGCCUCCCCUGUGGUGCAGCGGUGGCUCGAGCGAUCCCGCUACAGGAAGCCGCUGUAUCUCAUCGUGGGGUUGAAGGUGGUCCACGGGGCGAAGGCGGGCCGGUCGCGGACCGGGCGGGAGAUCAGCGGCAAUCUGGCGGCCACCGUGGACGGCACGGUGUGGAGUGGCGGCGUGGUUCCGGUGGCUGGGGGCCCGGAGUUUGAACUCACCCGGUCCAGGAAGGUGGGUAUGGACUGGGAGAACGGGGGGGAUUUCGUUCUAGCAUUUCGUGUCAAACGGAUCAAGGUGGCAAGGAAGACGAACGAGGUGCGCGAGGUGGAGGAUUAUGGCAAAGGCGCCAUGCUGGGGAAUGAGCCCGUAGUACUGGGAGGACCGCGGGGUAUUCUUGUUCUUGAGGAGGACGAGCUGGAAGUGGGCGAUGAUGGGAAAGAGUGGACAGGCGUGCAAAUGACGGAGGGAGACGAGCUCAUUACAGUUGGCGUACCUCGG